AUGUCAAUGACGAGAAUACAGGCUUUGCAGAAGCUGGCAGCGGGCCAAAGAUAUCGCUUGACCUGCAGAUGGCCGCACAAAGGCCCAAGAUGUGUCAUCAACUCCCCCGCCACUUUUCCAUUGCCUUCAGGGCGACGCCUCUUCGCAACGAAGACGAUAGAUUCCACUGAUGAUUCUCAGAGUUAUGACAAGUCUCAGAACCAGUCACCCGAUGACGAAGAACCUCCCCGUCCUGCUAUCGAUAGCAACUUGCUCCUCAGAUCCGAAUUCGAAAUCCAUAGAGACAUCAGAGAGUAUCUGCGAAAAUGGCAAGAAGUCAAUCCCAACGACUUGGAUCCCGUGCGCAAAACGAAUGCCGCGCAAACAACGCAACUACCCAGCCCAACCCUUGGCAACAUGCCAAACGGCCGAGACGCGGCGGAUCUUUGGGGUGAUCCAGACAGACCGAGUCAAGACAGUCUGCACAUAGAAGAAUUUGAGGGCGAACAUCUCGAGCCGGGUGAUCUCGUUGCCCGGUUAAACGCGGACGGAGUCUUCAAUUAUGCAAUCUAUGUGCAGUCCGUCCACAAGCAGAAGCAGUUCUACAGUGUCAACGGGAAUUGGCGCAUUUGCUCUACUAUGGAGCUUGACUAUGUGAUCAAAGGAUUUGCUCCGCCCGAGCUACUCGAGCCUUUGAAGCCUUGGUUCCCGAGCACCGAAGCAAUCGUGAGCGAAGACCUUCAACUCGCCCCUGAGGGUGGUUUGCCCCGGCCGUUAGGCGCUCCACUGUUGGAUAUGAUGAAUAACUUCAAAACACACAUUUUGGCAUUCUACAGAGAAAACUCGAAGGCUUUGGAUGAUCUGCACAACCUGGUGGCGGAUGACACCGAGGUUCUGCGCCUGAACCUCGAACAGCUGACCAUGAAUACCCUUGGUAUUGAGGAACAUGAGCUGACUAGUGUCAACCUCUUUGCUGUUCACCAGGCCGUUCGCCGUCAGCCUUUUUUGAUAGAGAAGGACUCAAGCUCAUUGUUCAGCAACAUGUAUAUCGUGCAGCCGAAAAGGAUUGCCAACAUUGUCAAGCAAGUCAUCGACUGGACACAUGAACAUCAAGAGCAUUGCGUCCGGAGUGUUUUGGCAAAGACCACGCAUAAGGCAAUGAGCGAGCACCCUAUGCAGCAAUUCCUUUCCAAGGCACAACGGUUGAUCCGCUUGAGCAGAAAAGUUCGGUCCCCCACAAUAAUGUCCAGCGUGGGACCGUCUUCUCAGCGGAUCCAAGCCGGGGAGGAUGGGAACCCAAUGGUGUACCGUGAGAUGCCAACUGAGCAAUUCAAUGCAAAUGAUCAAAUGAUCAUCGAGUAUUUGCAGCUCUACGCUGUGCCUUCAACUAUCAUGCCAUCCGGGUCUUUGAGCUCGACGGCAACCCACAUUAUGCGAGCAACAGGCAUGUACAAUGCUCUCGGUCUGAGUGAAGCUUCCACUCGACUCUUCCUGCAAGAGAUUGGUGUGAUUGCUCCAUGGGAGAACAUGUUCCCACUUGACCAAUACUCGAUGCUCCCUGGCCAUGGUUUGUCGCUUGCAAAGGAUUUGGAGGCCGAGGAAAUCACGGAGGCCGCCAAAAACAUCACCCCCGAGCAAUUGCAUGAUUCCAUGCAAGACCUGAGAAAGGACUGGGGUGAUAUGCCAGUCUACUGUGUGGACGACAUAACUGCGCAGGAAAUUGACGACGGUAUCUCCCUGGAGAAAAUUCGAGGCUCUAGCAACACAUUCUGGGUUCACGUCCAUGUGGCUAAUCCAACGGCUUUCAUCAAGCACGACAACCCUAUCAUUGAAUAUGCCUCUACCCGCCUCUUCACUUCAUACCUCCCUGAGCGCACCUACCCCAUGCUUCCAAACGCUCUAACCGAGCCUCACUUCAGCUUGGCGCCUGGCCGGCCUGUGAUCACUUUCAGUGCUAAGAUGAACUCGCGAGGUCAGAUCGUGAGUAGCAAAAUCCAAAACGGCACCAUUCGGAACGUUGUCAACAUCACGCAUAAAACAUUGCGUGACUUCUUUGACUACGAUUCCGAUGGGUCUUCCGAGCUCGUUGUGGGUGGUGAUUACACCAAGCCAAAGGCACCACCCGGUAAAACCAUCAAAGAGUCUCUUCGUCCCGCGGAAAAGGAUACAUUCCUCAUUCUGCGACAACUCAUGCUUGCCUUCCGCGAAACCCGCAAGAGGAACGGCGCCAUGGACUCAACCCCCCUCGGUCCGGACCUCGAUGUCUCCGUCCAGGCGGGUACAGAGAGAAUGGAGGUAUCUGAGAUGCAAGCCCAACAAGGGCGAUACUAUCUUGGAGACCCGAUCAUCCGCCUCGGCCUUCAUGAUAGCUUCGAUCCCUACGAAGUUCGUGAUGGAUCUAGAGAUAACCUGGUUUCCCUCGUCAUGAACGUGGCAGCACACGUUGCUGGUCAGUUCUGUGCCGUCCGUAAUAUACCUGUCGUCUACGAUGGAACUUGGUAUGAUCCAGAAUACGGCCGUGUCACCAACAGCAACAUCGGCCAGUUCGGUGGCGAGGGCUUCUAUGAAAUGAGUGCACCGCUGGCUCGUUCAUCGACGACCCCGAUUCAACACCAUGCCCUGGGUCUUCCGACAUACGUCAAGAGCACUAGUCCGCUGCGCCGAUUCACCGAUGUGAUUGCGCAUUACCAGAUCGAGGCUGCACUGCGCUUUGAGCACGAGAAUGGCCGUCGAUUCAACGCUCUGGCAGAAAACCCUGACUCUGAAGCCGAUCUAGCCGGCACCGAAGAAGUAUCUGACCCGAUUGAUUCUUCUUCUACCUCCACCUCCAUCCUCCCCUUCUCUCAAGCCACCCUCGACGCCUGGCUCACCAACACUCAGCCUCUCCGUGCACACCUCCGCUACAUUGAUAGAUACUCCUCCCAACAUUGGGCUUGUAUGCUUCUCUUCCGCGCUUUCUAUUUCGGGGAAUGUGAACUUCCAGACACAUUCCCCUGUGUCCUGCGAUCACCGCGGAACAAGCCAAAGCAUCUUGAUCAAGAGUAUGCUGGUAUUAUCGCCAAUCUUGGGCUAAACUGCACCGUGACUGUUCCAGAGGGCUUUGCCGACAAAGACAAACUGGAUAUCUUCUGUCUAGUUGAUGCCCGGAUCACAGCAGUCGACAUGGCCACUUUCCAGGUCACCCUCGAGACGACCCGGUUUGUGAAGCCAUUCGAGAGGAAGGGCGAAUGGGCUUGA
Molecule: messenger RNA, 3216 nt
Organism: Penicillium olsonii
Lineage: Eukaryota; Fungi; Ascomycota; Eurotiomycetes; Eurotiales; Aspergillaceae
Source: the annotation of a GenBank genome assembly